This is a messenger RNA of Bombyx mandarina (wild silkworm), 492 nucleotides long. Its product is annotated as chorion class CB protein M5H4. The record is from RefSeq and is a predicted model, not a curated record. Gene Ontology annotation, molecular function: structural constituent of egg chorion. Lineage: Eukaryota; Metazoa; Arthropoda; Insecta; Lepidoptera; Bombycidae. Gene Ontology annotation, cellular component: egg chorion. Gene Ontology annotation, biological process: chorion-containing eggshell formation; multicellular organism development.
AUGGCCUUACGAACUGCACUUUUUUGCUUUUCUGCGCUCUUAGUACAAAAAGUCCACAGUCAGUGCUUAGGUCGUGGAGCAGCCGGGCCGUAUCCCCCUUACGGCCCCGGCUGGGGGGCUUAUGAUGCCGUAGGAUACGACGGGUACGCUCCGGGAGGAUUCAUAGGCCUUGCCCCCGGAAACCUGGCGGCGUCCUGUGGCGGAGGUCUCGCUGUAACCAGUACAUCACCAAUAACUCCCACCGGUCUCACGGUGAAUUCGGAAAACUCCAUCGAAGGCACCGUCACGAUAGUCGGUCAGCUACCAUUCUUGGGUGCCGUUGCUACUGAUGGAGUAUUCUCGUCCGCUGGCGGCGGGACGGUCGUGUACGGAUGCGGUGAUGGUGCGAUCGGCAUUACCAACGAAAUGCCUAUAUCGGCGCCUAUUGUGGGUCCAGGCUAUGGUCCAGUCGGCAGACCUUACCCUGGAUUCAAGGGAAUAGGGCCUUGUUAA